This is a messenger RNA of Rotaria sp. Silwood1, 471 nucleotides long. The record is from the annotation of a GenBank genome assembly. Lineage: Eukaryota; Metazoa; Rotifera; Eurotatoria; Philodinida; Philodinidae.
AUGAGUGUCAUCUAUGAAAAUUAUAUCGACAAACCGGAUCCAUCUAUCUUUUAUUAUGACAUGAGUCAUAUCAGCAAUUUUCCAAACGAGGAAGAAGUUUUGCUUCGGAUUGGAACUACUUUUAAAGUAGUAAGCGUUGAAAAAUUAUUCGAUAAUAUAUGGCAUGUUAUGUUACGUCUUGAAAAAGUUAAUGAUGAUCGGGCAAAAAACAUAGUUCAUCGAACACCAAUUGAAAUUGUUCAAUAUUUUUUCCGCAAAGCAAGUCAAAAACAAAAAACUAAUGUGAAAAAUAUUAUUAGUGAACGUUUGUCUUCAAAUACUAUAGUCAGUAUGAGUGUUUUUAUUCGUCUUGGUCAUUUAUUUAAACAUCAUCCUCGAGAACAACAUCAGUAUUAUCAAUCUGCAUUGUCACUUAUACUUUCGAAUGAAUCAACUCUUUUAGAAGUUGGUUAUUUGGCUAUUAGAAUGUGA